Messenger RNA from Eremothecium sinecaudum, 528 nucleotides. It is a transcript of the gene NAT5, whose product is annotated as peptide alpha-N-acetyltransferase subunit NAT5. The record is from RefSeq and is a predicted model, not a curated record. Bases 1 to 528 code for a protein of 175 amino acids. Gene Ontology annotation, cellular component: NatA complex. The transcript has a single exon. Gene Ontology annotation, biological process: mitotic sister chromatid cohesion. Lineage: Eukaryota; Fungi; Ascomycota; Saccharomycetes; Saccharomycetales; Saccharomycetaceae. Gene Ontology annotation, molecular function: acyltransferase activity, transferring groups other than amino-acyl groups.
AUGGCAUCAGUAACCACUAUUAAGAGGGUUUACCGCGAUGCUAUUAGUUUAGAUGAGGUAUAUCACAAUACUUCAGGUUUGGUUAGGGCUGUUUUGAGCUAUGCUUCACCUGUACGUUAUGAUGAUUCGUUCUUUAAUGAACUUUUCCCAUCAAAAACAAUAAAAAAUGCACCUAGUAUUAUUUCACAGUUGGCUUACUAUGGAGAAAUUGCUGUCGGGACCUUGAAAGCGAAUCUAGUAACAAAUGAUAAUACUAUGGGGAAACCCCCAGGCAUUCACAUUGAAUCUUUAUGUGUCUUACCAGCUUAUCGGAACAAGAGCAUCGGUACAAAGCUAUUGAAUUACAUUGAAGAACAAAGCACUAAACUACAUCAACGUAAUAUAUACGUCUAUAUACCAAUUGAUGACGAAGAUACACAGCAGUGGUAUUCAAAGCGUGGGUUUGAAAAGCAUAAAGGUGUUGUAACCAACCAUUUGAUGACUAAAACCGGAUCAACAGACUGCUUUCUGUAUAUUAAAAAGCUAUGA